Messenger RNA from Schistosoma turkestanicum, 609 nucleotides. The record is from the annotation of a GenBank genome assembly. NCBI's taxonomy places the organism in Eukaryota, Metazoa, Platyhelminthes, Trematoda, Strigeidida, Schistosomatidae.
AUGGAGCGUGUGCGCACACGACAUUGUCAACUGUAUUUCGAAAGUAAAGUGUAUCGAGUACUUCGAGAAACUCCUGGAAUACCUCGAAUUCAGUUUUAUGGACUCGAUGGCGUCAGAAAUCUAUAUCAUGCUAUGGUAAUAGAACUUUUAGGACCUAGUUUGGAGGAUCUUUUUACAUUUUGUGGGCGCAGAUUCACAAUGAAGACUGUUUUGAUGUUAGCUGAUCAGAUGUUGUGGAGACUAGAUUUUAUACAUGCAAAGGGCUUUAUCCACCGAGAUAUUAAACCAGAUAACUUUUUAAUGGGUAUUGGUCGUCAGUGUAACAAAGUUUUUAUCAUUGAUUUUGGUUUGGCCAAAAAGUUUCGAGAUCAUAGAACACGUCGUCAUAUUUCAUAUAGAGAUGAUAAAUCUCUCAUUGGCACAGCGCGUUAUGCUAGUCUUAAUUCUCAUGCUGGCAUUGAACAAUCUAGAAGAGAUGAUAUGGAAUCUCUAGGUUACGUUUUGAUGUACUUCCUCCGUGGUAGUUUGCCAUGGCAAGGAUUACAAUUAGUCUUUUUCGCUCUUAGUCUUUAUAAUUACUUUCUUUGUUUUUCGAACUGUUAUCCUUAA